GCGCAGCGCGAACUUGAAGAAGAGAGACGACGACAACAGCAACAACAACAGCCCGAUGUAUCAAAUCUUAAGUUAGAGGAGAAGAGGAGUGGUCCAGACAUACGAGAAUUCGAGCAUGCAGAUGUGAUAAAAGGAGUGUACUUCACUUGCGAAUUACUCGGCGAUGAUGAAGCAAUGACCAAGCCUGAAUUAAUGCAAGCCCUUGAAGAAUUCCUCAUGUCUCAGUUACAUUGUGAGGAUGAGGACGCGGUCGUCCCUGCUGUUCUCCUUCUCUAUUCUUUGAAUAAAAAGCCAGCCAGAGAGGUCGCUGUAGAAACCAUUGGAAAGUAUCUACAAAAUAUUAUCGAAAAUCCUGGAGAAGCGAAAUACAGAAGGAUAAGAAUGUCCAAUAAAGUCUUCCAGGUACGUUUGUUACUUGUAGUUCGCAAUUUUUCUUUGCUCGGCUAUAUACAUGUGCGAGAACGAAAACUUACUUCGAACAUCUAG
Cooperia oncophora is the source of this 486-nucleotide messenger RNA. Lineage: Eukaryota; Metazoa; Nematoda; Chromadorea; Rhabditida; Trichostrongylidae. The record is from the annotation of a GenBank genome assembly.